Molecule: messenger RNA, 756 nt
Organism: Monoraphidium neglectum
Lineage: Eukaryota; Viridiplantae; Chlorophyta; Chlorophyceae; Sphaeropleales; Selenastraceae
Exons: 9
Coding region: 1-756 (251 amino acids)
Source: RefSeq, a predicted model, not a curated record
AUGGCACAGUCCGCGGCGACUCCGCAGCUAGUGCAGCGGCUCCAGCGUGUGGCGCAACGACCACGACGGGCUGGUGGAAGCAUCGCACUCCGGCCUCAGGCCGCGGCCGCCCUGGACAUCAGCACUACCAGCACUAAGGUCAGCAUGAAAACGCUGCCCACCUGCCAGCUGGCCGUGUCCUGGUACCCCAUAUUUGCGUACAAUGCUGGCGACGGCGGCGGCAGCGGCGUGGUGGAGGACCUUGGGGGCGGCAGGCUGCAGCUGACGUUCGACCCUGACGCCGGCUUGUACGGCGAGCAGCAGCAGCAGCAGCAGCAGCAGCAGCAGCAGCAGCAGCAGCUCGCUGAACACACACAGCUCAACAUCCCGGCGCUCAACUGGCGGACGGCCUCCAUAUUCGGGGUGCCGAUCCCCCCGCCCCUCAACAUUGCCAUCAUCCCGCAGCGCUUCGAGGGCACGCUCGACACGAGCACCGGCAUCAUGGAGCUAAACUUCCUGGCGAGGUUCGAGUUCACUGCAGGCUCCCUCUACCGCGCGCCGCCGCUGAUUGUCGAGACCGUGCUCACCACAGAGCACUCAGAGGGCGAGCUGCGCCGCGGCGACGGCAGGCGGCUCUCGCCGGGCGGCGGCGCGAGGCUGGUGGGCGUCGCGCGCGUGCCGCGCGUGGACGACUCAAUCGACUGGUGGACGAACCUCUUCUUGUCGCUGCCCACUGACGCGCUGGCCGUGAUGGAUGCUGAGUUUGUCUUCGAGUGA